This is a messenger RNA of Myotis myotis, 805 nucleotides long. Its product is annotated as cytochrome c oxidase assembly factor 3 homolog, mitochondrial. The transcript is spliced from 2 exons. Gene Ontology annotation, cellular component: mitochondrial inner membrane. Gene Ontology annotation, biological process: mitochondrial respiratory chain complex IV assembly. The record is from RefSeq and is a predicted model, not a curated record. Bases 42 to 362 code for a protein of 106 amino acids. NCBI's taxonomy places the organism in Eukaryota, Metazoa, Chordata, Mammalia, Chiroptera, Vespertilionidae.
CAAGCUCCGCGCCCCCGGACUGCGAAGGGCGGAGCGGCAAUAUGGCGCCGCCGGGAGCUGGUGACCGUAUGGAUGCGAAGAGUGGAGAGGCCCCUCUGGCCCAGCGCAUUGACCCGACUCGGGAGAAGCUGACUCCUGCGCAGCUACAAUUCAUGCGGCAGGUGCAGCUCGCCCAGUGGCAGAAGACUCUGCCACAGCGGCGGACCCGGAACAUCGUGACCGGCCUGAGCAUCGGGGCCCUGGUGUUAGCUAUUUAUGGUUACACCUUCUACUCAGUGUCCCAGGAGCGGUUCCUAGAUGAGCUGGAGGAUGAGGUCAAAGCUGCUCGAGCCCGAGCUGCCGAAAGGGCGUCAGGCUCCUGAUCCAGUUGGGCAUGGCACGUCUCUAACCUGCUGGAGCCCCUUCACUUGAUGGAUGAUGCCCCAUGACCUGUAGAAGCUGAAGCCUGCUCACAGCAUUGCUGGCCACCUUACUCACCUUGGACAAUGAUCAGCCCAAGAAGCCGGGGAUUUACACAGUUGGCCAUCAUCAAAGAAACAUUGCCCACCUCACACUCACUGUUUGUGGUAGCUGAGCCCUUCUUAUCGUUUGUUUUGUUUGGGGGUUUUUUGCAAGUUAUCUAACUUUGGCUUUUCCCAAAUUUUCUGACUUUGUGGUUUAUCCCCUUCACUUCCCAGGGGCCGGGAGGAAGGAGGACAAGAGGUGGGCUGUUAUGGGAGUGGGCAUGGCAGCUCUGUGCAGUGUUGGAGCCUGUAGGAAAGAUGGGGUCAGGUUGAGAAUAAUAAACUGAGUCAUCUCUCUUGGA